Amphiprion ocellaris (clown anemonefish) is the source of this 2661-nucleotide messenger RNA. RefSeq names its product solute carrier family 13 member 1 (gene slc13a1). Gene Ontology annotation, molecular function: sodium:sulfate symporter activity. Gene Ontology annotation, biological process: monoatomic anion transmembrane transport. Bases 301 to 2058 code for a protein of 585 amino acids. The transcript has 16 exons. The record is from RefSeq and is a predicted model, not a curated record. NCBI's taxonomy places the organism in Eukaryota, Metazoa, Chordata, Actinopteri, Pomacentridae. Gene Ontology annotation, cellular component: membrane.
AGCACACUGCUCUGUAUUUUCUCUCUCUUCUGUUACUUCUAACCAGUGCUAAGGCACAUUAAAGAGGAUUUAAUAACAGUGAUGUACACAGAUACUUUACACAGAGCAAAUAGCUUGAAGUGGCAACAAGGCUGUCAGAAAACACCACUAGAUGUGGACACAUAAUCUGCAACCUCCAACAACUUGAGGCCCACUUGACUCUGCUUUCCAGCUAGCACGAUCAACCAUCACCUGCUGUAGCAACUGCGGAGUCACAAGAGGAACCAGUGAGAGAAAAAGAAGGAAAACAAAGUCAAAACAAUGCUGAGGAGUUUGAGCAGAGACUUGUGGAACUAUCGCAGCAUUGUCCUGAUCAUUCUUUCACCACUUCUGCUGCUUCCUCUUCCUAUUGUUAUUGGCACAAAGGAGGCAGAAUGUGCUUUUGUGUUGCUGCUGAUGGCAAUAUACUGGGUGACAGAGGCAAUUCCUCUGUCCAUGACUGCAAUGCUCCCCGCCAUCCUCUUCCCCAUGUUUGGCAUCAUGAGUUCCACCAGUGUGGCAAAGGAGUAUUUUAAGGACUUCCACUUCCUGCUCAUGGGUGUCAUCUGUCUAGCCACAUCCAUUGAUAAGUGGGGCCUCCAUCAGAGAAUCGCCCUGAGGCUCGUCACUAUGGUGGGAGUCAACCCUGCACGGUUGAUGCUGGGCUUCAUGUCCAGCUGUGCCUUCCUCUCCAUGUGGGUCCAUAACACCUCAGCUGUUACCAUGAUGAUGCCCAUUGUGGACGCUGUUCUUCAGCAGAUCCUAAAGGAUAACACUGGGGGGCGUGCUGGUGAAGACAGCCCUAACCUACAGCUGGAUGAAACUGAAGGCCAUGCUGAAGAGAUUGAAGAAUCUGUGAGUGACAGGAAGCAGCCAGUUGAUCCUACUGAAACCUUCACUUGUGUUCAGAUACAGCCAGCUGCAGCUCAGGCUGAUGUGAACAUGCCUACAGCUCCCAGCAGGCAUGCACGGGACCUGAUGAUGUGCAAAGCCAUGUGCAUCGGCAUCGCCUACUCUUCCAACAUCGGCGGCAUCGCCACACUGCCAGGAACCUCUCCCAACCUCAUCUUCUCUGAGUACAUCAACCAGAUUUACCCAAACUGCAACUGUAUUAACUUUGGGAACUGGCUCCUGUUGUGCCUGCCUAUCAGUCUUAUCAUACUGCUGCUGACUUGGAUGUGGCUGUGCUGGCUCUUCAUUGGCUCAGACUUCAAGCUCCUGUGGAAAUGCGUAGGCGAGCAGUCUGAGGAAAAGAAGGCAGCAAGAAAAGUGCUAGAAGACAAAUACAAGCUGCUGGGAGACAUGAGUUCUCAGGAGAUCUUCACUGGUGUGGUUUUCCUUGUGAUGGUGUUGUUGUGGUUGACCAGAUCUCCAGGUUUCAUACCAGGCUGGGCCUCUCUCUUCCCUCAUCACUCGGACUACAUCACAGAUGCCACUGUGGCUCUUCUGCUUGGCCUCCUCUUCUUCAUUGUACCUGCCUAUGGACCCUCCAGAAAAUAUGAGUCUAUGAUCUCCUGGAAGGAGUUCCAGGCCUUGAUGCCGUGGAAAGUGGCCCUUCUGGUCGGUGGAGGAUUUGCGCUUGCUGAAGGCACAAAGGAGUCGGGCCUGUCUUUGUGGGUGGCCAAACUGCUGACACCACUGGGUGAUCUUCCAGUCUUGGCCACAAUCACAGUUGCCUGCAUCAUUGUCACCACGCUAACAGAGGUGGCCAGCAACGCCGCCACCAUCACCAUCUUUCUCCCCAUCCUCUCUCCUCUGGCAGAGGCCAUCCAUGUGAACCCGUUAUACAUUCUGAUCCCCACCACCCUGUGUACUUCCUUCUCCUUUCUGCUGCCAGUGUCCAACCCACCCAACGCUGUUGUGUUUGCCUACGGACACAUCAGUGUCAUAGACAUGGUGAAGGCUGGAAUUGGUGUCAAUGUGAUUGGUGUUCUUGCUGUCAUGUUGGCUGUGGCUACAUGGGGAGUUCCUCUAUUUGCUCUGGAUACAUAUCCCGAUUGGGCACCGGUUCUUCCUAGCUUUAAUUCCACAGCACCUUAAUGAUGGGUCUCUGGACCUUAUUGAGCAAAAUGUGGAUUAAUACACAGCUAAAAAUAGUUCCACAAAAAAUGCACUACUUCCUCCUGAAUCAAACUUGAUGAAACAGUGCACAACGGUUCCACAAUAGCAGUCAGUAAUAAUUUGUCUUCUCCCUCUCUUCAUAGAAACGAAUGGGCAGUAAAAUCCAGUGUGACAAGAGUCACAAUAUACUUGAGGAUUAUACCACAUUGAUUGUGUUAAUAUUCAUUCAAACAAAUCCUGUGUUAAAUCAAAUUUGUUCAAAGUGAAUAUUUUAAACAAAGUGACAGCACUAGUACUCACUAUAUCCAUGGGUUGCAAGUAGUUGGACUGGAUUGCUAUUUAUUGCUGGAAAUUAUGUCACGAGGAGCUGGUGGAGACCAAACCAGAGUUGAAAAGAGUAAAUAUAUAACUAAUUCAUCAAGUGAAAACUAACACCAUGUUGCUCCAUGUCCACGGGAUAUGGAAAUAAUUUAGGUGGCUUCUUUAUAAGCUUUAUUUGUCAGGUAUUGUGUCUCUAGGUUGUCCUGCUCCCUCCAAGCGGCCAGAAUAUAAGGAGGAAAAUGUCUGACAAAAACACCGGGA